Messenger RNA from Rhinichthys klamathensis goyatoka, 1150 nucleotides. It is a transcript of the gene desi1b, whose product is annotated as desumoylating isopeptidase 1b. Gene Ontology annotation, biological process: protein modification by small protein removal. The record is from RefSeq and is a predicted model, not a curated record. Gene Ontology annotation, molecular function: peptidase activity. Bases 71 to 574 code for a protein of 167 amino acids. Lineage: Eukaryota; Metazoa; Chordata; Actinopteri; Cypriniformes; Leuciscidae. The transcript is spliced from 6 exons.
UUAAGUUUCAGUUUGCUAGCAGUAGCAUUGGGUUUUUGUUUGUAAACACACUUUGUCUAAAGUCGUCGCGAUGGCUGAUGGAAGUUCUUACAACGUAAAUUUGUACAUUUAUGACCUGUCAAAAGGACUGGCCCGUCAGCUGAGUCCCAUGAUGUUAGGAAAGCAAGUUGAAGGAAUAUGGCACACAUCAAUAGUGGCUUAUGGGGAAGAGUUUUUCUAUGGAGGAGGGGGCAUCACAAGCUGCUAUCCGGGUGGUACUAUUCUAGGCGUGCCCGAUUCCACAGUGAACCUUGGAGACACCGAAGUUCCCCGGGACCUCUUCCUGGAAUAUCUGUCUUCUCUCAGGGAGUCUACUUACAGCCCUGAAAAAUACCACCUAUUUGAACACAACUGCAACACCUUCAGUUCUGAGGUUGCACAGUUUUUAACAGGAUCAAAGAUUCCCUCAUACAUCACUGACCUCCCAUCUGAGGUGCUCGCUACACCUUUUGGACAAGCGCUCCGUCCUUUUCUAGAUUCCGUCACUAUCACUCCAUUGGGGAACAAUGGCAUGAAUGGAUAUGGCCAGAGGUAAAUCUGGCUGCAUCUAAGAAUGUAUUAUUACAACAGUCAUAAAGAGUCACAUAGUGCCUUUUCAGAUAAGAGAAUCGUGUAGACAAAAAAAGCUCUUAUAUAACAGCAGGUCUUCCAGUUUUUCUGCUCAGUGCCUUUUCAUAAAGUGACUACUUUUCAAUCUAUUUAACUUUUUAACAUUUCCUUCAGUGAUCUGUGAUGCAUACAGAUGCACCUAUUAGUCUGUAUAGUUGACUUUUCAGUACAGCAUUUACAGCUCCGCUGGCAACAAAACCAAACCUAAAAAUAUAUAUAUUUUUUAUAUAAAACUACAAGUAAUAUAUAAAUAGAUUUAAUGUGCCAAAGCAAAUUCUAGCAGGAUUCCCCUCAUCGGUCUGCAGGUGUCUCUGUCCUACCUCAACACGAUCUGCAACUUCAGAUGCUUUGAGAGCAAUAAAGGAUGAGAAUAAGGUCACUGAUUCUUAAAAAAUAUGCUAUUUUGAUUGAUGUUGAAUGUAUAGAAAAUUAGACAAUUCAUUCUCCUUUACUGUUAAUAGAGGUCAUAAUGUGCAGUACUCAUUUCCAGUCAGUCCCUCCA